This is a messenger RNA of Arachis ipaensis, 1623 nucleotides long. RefSeq lists its product as uncharacterized. NCBI's taxonomy places the organism in Eukaryota, Viridiplantae, Streptophyta, Magnoliopsida, Fabales, Fabaceae. The record is from RefSeq and is a predicted model, not a curated record.
AUGACCUUCUCUGCGACAGUUAAGUAUAACACGAGUUCCUCACCAGUUUUUGGCCGGAUAAGAAUUGGAGGUUGGCUCAGUUCAUCAAGCACUUUGUCAGAUGUAAAGAACAGCAUCUUGCAGAAGCUUGGGGUAUUUGGGAGCAAGUGGGUGAAGAAGCUAUUCUACAAGAUUCCAAUCGCAGUUGUCUCGACCGGUGUUAAGUAUGAUACGUUUGUGCUAGCGGCUGAUGAAGAUAUUAGGGUUCUGCUUCAUUGUGUUAGGAGUUUUCCGGAGGUCAGAAUACAUGAGCUGUAUGCGAAGUUGGAGGUUGGUGUCGAUAGUUCUGGGACAUCAACUCCAGUUCAUAGCUCGACUGCCGCGGGCGGUGCGUCUAGUUCGAUGCCUGCGGCCAGACCAUCUGUUCCGCAGGUUGCAUCCCCUUCCUUCGCGGCUGAUUUAGAUCGAACAGAGGCAGCAUUUGAGGUGGACACCGGUGUUGGCAUGAUUCAUGAUGUUCAAGGCUUCGGAGAACCUGAUCGAGUAGAGAAUGCAAUACGGGACGAUGACUCUGACCAGAAGCCUUACCCUCCACACUUCUCCACUCUAAACUUGGAGGCUCUGGGUCAACAGGCGGACGGAGGUGCUACAGUUAGGGGUUUUUCUACAGAAUUUCAGAUUGGGCAAUCAUUCCAGAAUAAAGAUAAAGUUGUUCUGAGUGUGAAGGACUAUAGCAUCCGUCGAGGUGUUGAGUACAGAGUCUUGGAAUCAGAUCAUCUGAAGUAUCAUGGAAAAUGCAAGGAGUUCGGCAAGGGUUGUAGUUGGUUGAUUCGCAUAGCGCUUCGUGCACGAAAGGGCACUUGGGAGGUUAGGAGGUACAACGAUCCGCACACUUGCUUGGCCACCUCUAUUUCUAGUGAUCACCGUCAGCUGGAUUACCACGUUAUCUGUGCGAGGAUUUUUCUGUUGGUUAGGGCAGAUGCUGCGGUUACGGUAAAGGUCUUGCAACAAGCAACAGAAGCCGAUUACGGGUUCAGGCCUAGUUACAGGAAGGUUUGGAUGGCAAAACAGAAGACAGUAGCACAAAUAUAUGGAGAUUGGGAAGAGUCGUAUGCUGAGUUGCCACGUUGGAUGCUAGGGGUACAGUCGACCAUGGCUGGGACAGUCACUGUGUUGAAGACCUCUCCUGUUCGACUUGGGGAUCAGGUCGAUGAGUCAACGGUGUACUUUCAUCAUCUUUUCUGGACAUUUCCACCCUGCAUCGAGGCCUUUCGGCAUUGCAAGCCCCUCGUGAGUAUUGACGGUAUCCACUUGUAUGGCAAGUAUGGAGGCACGUUACUGUUGGCGAUAGCGCAGGAUGGGAACUCGAACAUCCUCUCGAUAGGCUUCGCCGUUGUGGAGGGAAAAAAUGCGGAGUCAUGGUCAUUCUUCUUGUCCAACCUACGAUCGCAUGUGACGCCGCAGGAGGGUAUCCUUGUUAUCUCUAACAGGCAUAAUGGCAUCAAGGCUGCACUUGAGGCCCCCGAGAAUGGUUGGCUGCCUCCACGUGCUUUUCGAGCGUACUGUCUUCGUCAUGUGGCUGCGAAUUUUAGCCUGAGCUUCAAAGGUAAAGAUGCAAGGAGGAUGCUGGUGAAUGUUGCCUAG